Messenger RNA from Hevea brasiliensis (rubber tree), 890 nucleotides. RefSeq names its product MYB-like transcription factor ETC1. Bases 206 to 430 code for a protein of 74 amino acids. Gene Ontology annotation, cellular component: nucleus. Gene Ontology annotation, biological process: cell differentiation. The record is from RefSeq and is a predicted model, not a curated record. Gene Ontology annotation, molecular function: transcription cis-regulatory region binding. Lineage: Eukaryota; Viridiplantae; Streptophyta; Magnoliopsida; Malpighiales; Euphorbiaceae. The transcript has 3 exons.
AGCAACACUUUCUUUCAACUACCAUUCUCACACCGCCCAUUCUUCUCCCUCCAUACGCUCCAUUUAUUAAGUACCCUUUCAUUAUCAUCCAUAGAGCGCACACACACACACUCCUUAGCUUCACCACAGAAACAAGAAAAAAGAGAAGAAUUUUCUAUCUGUUGGCUCUUUAUUUCAUUUUCUUUGCUUUCAGUUUCUACUCCUAAUGGCUGACUUGGAUCACUCCUCUAGUGAUGAUGUCUCUGUUGAUUCUAGAGAGAAAUCCAGCCAAGACACUAAGCUUGAAUUCACAGAGGAUGAAGAAACCCUUAUUACUAGGAUGUACAAUCUGGUUGGUGAGAGGUGGUCUCUAAUUGCUGGAAGAAUUCCUGGAAGAACAGCAGAGGAAAUUGAGAAGUACUGGAAUUCAAGAUUCUCUACAAGUCAAUAAAAUUAAAAAAAAAAAGAAAAAGAAAAAAAAAAAGAUGUAAAGGCUAAUUAUUAGAUACACCGGAUGCUCUCUCUCUCACAGGAAAAUAUAGAAAGUGAGUGUCACAUGAUUGUAAGAGAGGGUGUAUACACCGGUGCACCUAAUAAUUUCUCGGAUGUAAAUGGUGCUGCCUCUGUUAUGUGGUUUAUCACAUCAGCAAAAUUUUGGAUCGGAGUGGCAAAGUUAAAAUGCUGCAAGGGCUUAGCUAGUUUUCUUUGCCUAUAAAGAAAAGAGAAGAAAAUGCAGUAUGGGGUUUUUAUGACAAUAUAAAUAUGUUGGUAAUUUAAUUCUUCAUUUUGGUAAUGUUGUAAUUUUGUAAGUAACGUGUGGGAGCUUUUCUUCUCUUUGGUGUUGUACCACGUUACUUUGGGAGAAGAAUUUUGUGUCAAAUAUAAGACUUGACUAAAUCUUUUUCUCUUUA